AUGACGAGAAGAGCACAGAACCUCAACUCCUUGGUUCGUGGAAGAAUCAGACCUUCCAUGAACAAGUAUAACUUGUUCAACCUUUACAAAAAGAGCAAACCAAAUUUCAGGAUCAUGACAUUGUACCAACAAAAAUGGGCUGCAAAACAAGAAACCAGAGCUUAUCAUGGUGAACAUAUCAAGGAAAAGAGAUGGCAAACACUAUUUGAGAAAAAGUUAAAGGGUGUUGCACAAUUAGAUGCUUCCUUGAAGGGUAAUGUCCCACCCACUCCAAUGGUGUUACAAACGUUUGCUGCAUUAGAAAAGAGAUUGGAUUAUGCGGUUUUUAGGGCUUUAUUUGCAUCGUCUGUUAGACAAUCUAAAAAGUUCAUUUUAAACGGACAUGUUAAAGUCAACGGUGUUGUAAUUAAGCACCCCAGCUAUACCUUAAGUCCUGGUGAUAUUUUUUCUGUUGAUCCAGAUAGAGUAUUGGAGGCUUUGGGUGCAAAGAAACCAAGUUUGAAAGAAUCUUACAAAAUUGAUAAAUUUCAAGUCAUCAAGUGGCAAAACUACGUCAAUGAGGUGAAGCAAAAUCCAAGAAAGGUUUGGGAGAAGAAAAUGGAUAAGCAAAAGAAACUGGCUUCUCUUUAUAAAAAUUUGGAAGUUCCAGGCGUUCUAACAGAAAACUCGUUUGUCUCUACCGAUAUUGAACAGAGAAAAAAGAAUAUGCAAGACUACAAAUUGAAAAAGAUGAAGGAAAUCCAAAACUCAAUUGAUAGGAAAUCAGUUUUGAAGGAUAUAAUAAGAACAAUUCCCUUUGAUUCAACUACUCCAGUGGAAAAUCCAGACUCUUUCAAGGAACAGUUCGGUGAUAAGCUUGCUUCUAAAGCUUUGCAAAUUUAUCAACAGCUUCCAGCUAAGAUUACUAAAAUAGGAACCGACAAGGAGCUAAUGGAAGAGAUUAAUAAAAUCAUUCCAACUUUCAAAGACGGAAAGCCAGUAGGUGAAGUUUAUGAGGAUUCAAACUUUAAAAAGAUUAGAGCUUUAGUGUCUGAAUUACAUACCGAAUAUCUAGAAAAGAUCCGUGUUGAUUUCGCUGAGAAACCAUUAGCAGAAGACGAAUUGAUUAAGAUCUGGAGUGACAACUUGAAGAAACAUCCCCCAAUCCCACCAUUCAGCGAAGUUGAAGAGAAGGGUGGUUAUUUCUUGAGACUACCAUGGCAAAAGGGUAUGUUUGGUUUGGCCGAUCCAUCAAAGUGUUACUUUACCCCAUGGAAACCAAGGCAAUUUCUUCCUGUUUUUGCGGUCUUACCUAAGCAUCUUGAAAUUUCAUUUCCUACCUGCCAUGCAGUUUACUUGAGAGAUCCAGUUGCUCGACCAGGUGAAUCUGAAGUCAUUUCUCCUUUUGAUGAAGAUAUCCAUGAAAGAUCUUACAUGUACUAUGUCAAGAACGGUAUGUAA
Pichia kudriavzevii is the source of this 1440-nucleotide messenger RNA. RefSeq lists its product as uncharacterized. The coding region runs from base 1 to 1440 and encodes 479 amino acids. Gene Ontology annotation, molecular function: rRNA binding; structural constituent of ribosome. Gene Ontology annotation, biological process: positive regulation of translational fidelity. Gene Ontology annotation, cellular component: mitochondrial small ribosomal subunit. The transcript has a single exon. The record is from RefSeq and is a predicted model, not a curated record. Lineage: Eukaryota; Fungi; Ascomycota; Pichiomycetes; Pichiales; Pichiaceae.